GUAUACGAUACUGCUAGUGAAAUAACCACUCCAGAAGGCAGUCCCAAGUCACAAACGCAGUUCCCGAUUUUGCCACCUGGUGCUCAAAGAUCACUUCCACCGCCUGGCAAGUGAGCAGACAAAACGACAGGAAGACCUGUACCAGGUUCGACUGCUCAGAUGGUAACCAGAGAAUAUAGAAGUGAAGCUACAUCAAGUUACGUCGGAACCAGGAACGUUCCACCUUCAGGAGAUUGGUUUAUAGAUAACGACAGUGAAGCUAGCUACAAAUAAAAUGUUUCACUAGAAAGGAAAUUCUUGCUUUGAAGUUGCUCAAAUAUUCUAAAUGACACGCUCUUAAUGUCUAAAUAUUUUACUUAACCGUUAAGAUGAAGAGCGUAAUUCAGCCCUCAAAAUUUCCUUUCUAUUCAUAGUAACAACUUAUAGGCAAUUUGUACACAAAUGUCUAGCUGUACGAUUUCUCAUUUUCUGUAAAACAGAACAAAAGCUGUCCUUUCAGAUGUAUGGAGAGUAACACAAGACGGGUAGGUACCUUCAAAGCCCUUCGUAUGUUUCCUUUUAAAAAUACCGCUUUUACAAUACUUAUGAUUUAUAUUCUUCAGAAUACUAGAAUUUGUUUCGAUCUGCAUGUUUUAGUUUUCUCGAAGAGAGUGGUAUAACUUAAUGUACGCCACUGCUAAGGGAAUGUCAUUGUGUAACGUAUGGACGGCUCCAUACACAGCAGCAGCAUCUAGAUCAGUGAUGCUCUUGUACAAUUUGACACUUGAUUAUGAGUCUGCAUUUUGCUGACCACAUGAAACCAUUUAUGUUCGAUCACUGUUCACUAACGUUAAUAGUUAUUUGGGUACUGCUGCGUCUUGUAGAUUUCGGAUUUCACUGUUUUUUCACUUGAAACAUAUAGAGGGUAGUUUGAUAGAUUAUUUUAAAUCAU
This is a messenger RNA of Acanthoscelides obtectus, 931 nucleotides long. The record is from the annotation of a GenBank genome assembly. NCBI's taxonomy places the organism in Eukaryota, Metazoa, Arthropoda, Insecta, Coleoptera, Chrysomelidae.